AGAAAAUUCUAGUCUAUAUAUUGUUAGAACAUUUCUUAUCCAAAUGAUAACAUGGUCCCUACAAAUAUACUAUUUGCAAUUAAUUUAAACCCUUACACGUAUGAGUAUAUAUAUGUGUGUGUUUGGAGAAACAUCAUAUUCUUAUACCCUUUUGGAUGGUGAAUCUUUUGCCAAUGUGUCCCCUAAGCCGCAAUGAGCUAGAACUGAUUUUUGAGAAUCUAGAUUCAAAUGGCGAUGGAUUUGUAACCCUUGAGGAGCUGAAUCAGUUACUAAAGAGAACAGGUUUCAAGUUUAGCAUAGAGGAGCUUGAAUCUCUAGUGGGGGUGAAGAGUCUAGACAUGAGUGAGUUCAUGUUAUUUUAUGACUCCAUAAAUGGGGGGAGGAAAGAUGGUGAUGAGAUUGAGGAGGUAGAGAGUGAUCUUUUGAAGGCUUUUAAGGUGUUUGAUUUGGAUGGAGAUGGAUUCAUCACUAGUCAAGAAUUGGAAUGUGUGUUGAAGAGGCUUGGGAUGUGGGGUGAAGAAAGGGAUUGUAGAUCAAUGAUUUACUCAUAUGAUACUAAUUUAGAUGGCAAGCUUGAUUUCAAGGAAUUUAAGAACAUGAUGUUGCUUACACUAAAACGUAUUUAGAAUUUAACAUUGCUAAGUUGCGAAAGAAUUGUAAUCAUUAAAUUUUAGAUUAUUUUAGCAAGUGCGAAUGGUAGAGGUCUAUCAAUAGAAAUUGUGUUAGACUGUUAGAAGCUAAUAAAUGGAAAGUAG
Molecule: messenger RNA, 755 nt
Organism: Vicia villosa (hairy vetch)
Lineage: Eukaryota; Viridiplantae; Streptophyta; Magnoliopsida; Fabales; Fabaceae
Product: probable calcium-binding protein CML44
Exons: 1
Coding region: 156-626 (156 amino acids)
Molecular function (GO): calcium ion binding
Source: RefSeq, a predicted model, not a curated record